AUGGGAGCCGACGACGAGCAGCAGAGGAACAAAAGCCAUAAGGCCCGUGUUGUGGGCAGUAAAGCGGUGAAAAAGGAGGAGUACCGUAAGAAAAAGGCGGGUAUCGAACUCCAACCUAACCGUGGUAGCAAUACAAAGGCCUUUCAGGGACCUACAGCCAGUAGCCGAAAGGGACAGCAGUUGCUGAGAAGUCUUGAGAAGCGGGAAACAGCAUUACAUGUUCCCGUAGUGGACAAGACCCUGCGGCACGUCGUAGCAGAACCACCGCUGCUCGUUGCUGUUGUUGGUCCACCAGGUGUGGGGAAGUCAACGCUCAUUCGCUCCAUGGUGAAGUUCUACAGCAACCGUAACGUUCAGGUGGUACGGGGGCUCAUUACUGUUGUUGCUGGGCGUAGCCGCCGUGUGACGUUUCUUGAGUGCCCCAAUACAUUGACGGCGAUGUGCGACGUAGCAAAAGUUGCUGAUCUGAUUUUAUUGAUGGUCGAUGGUAGUUUUGGGUUUGAAAUGGAAACAUUUGAAUUUUUGAACAUCGCGCAAGUGCACGGUUUUCCUCGUAUGUUCGGAAUCGUCUCGCACCUUGACCAAUUGAAGACAGGGAAAGCUCUACGAAAAAAAAAGAGAUUUUUACGACACCGCUUUUGGCAUGAGGUGGCUGCAGGGGCCAAGGUGCUUUGUCUGGCGCCGAUGGUACGUGGGAUGUACCGUUCAACUGAUGUACUGAAGCUGCACCGCCUGCUCAUAUGUGUAGAGCCGAAGAUACAAAAUUGGCGUAAUACGCACAGUUGUGUAGUGGUUGACCGCUACGAAGACAUCACAGCUCCGCAAAACGUUGUCGACAAUGAGAAGUGCAAUCGUACCAUUGCGUUCUAUGGCUACGCGCGGGGAAGGCCAAUGAAGGUGGAGCAGCUUGUUCACAUCCCAGGACUCGGCGAUUUCCCCAUCAUGCAUUUGUCCCAUCAGGACGAUCCCUGUGCAUUUGACGAAAAAAACGCCAGGGGCGAGAGUAAAUCACAGGGGCACAAGAUGCGCCACCUCGGUAUGAAGCAAAAAAGAAUAUAUGCUCCCUACUGUGAUGUCAGUGGUGUUGUGUACGAUGACGAUGCAAUUUACAUUCAAGAGGAUGCGGAGAAGUCCACAAUUGAGCGUUCGGGUGAGGGUCUACGACUAAUACGGGACCUCCAGCGCGUGAAACCGAUCGAUGCAGCCGCCACUGCACUUGAAGUGGUGCGCCGGCCAGUUGUUUUUCGUGGUGAGGAUACUAUGGAACUGGACAUGGGGGAUGUGAAGGGGUCGAAUACUUCGGUUAGUGAUGAUGGAGAGGAAAAGGCAACUGAAAGCAGUGACGACAGCGACUGGGAUAGCGGUGAGAUGGCUAGCUCCGCAGCAGCAGUGAAGAAGGACUUGUUACUCUACGGUCCCGGUGGUGGUGAUGACGGGCUUCGUGUCAACAAUCCUAGUGCUGAUGAUGCAGCGGGGCUGGCGCCCCGGGGGCGUGGAGCACCCGAUUCCGUUCGUGAGAACACUAUCCGUAACGACUGGUCUAACACCGAUUUGCUUCGCCGUUUGAAAAACCUCUUCGUGACGGGAAAUUGGGAUUCACCAAAUGACGAUGUCGGUGAUGCUGCCAGUAGCGGUGCUGAGACUGAAGGCAGUAAAGGAUAUGAGAGCGAGGAUGAGGAGUUUGAUGCCAUUAUCCGUGGUGAAGCGCCACUUGACUCCACCAAUGUGAAGGAUGAGCAUGAAGAGAACGUUGACGAUGAGGGCAAUGCCGAAACCGACGAAGAGGAGUGGGACGGUGAUGGAGAAACCACCGACUGGGGUGCCUUUCGGCCGCGGGACGCACUCGCAAACGUCGGUCAUACGUCCAAGGGGACCGUGCCUCACAUGAGGAAUUUCAGGGCUGCCGAAGCAUAUGGCAGUAUAACCGGAGGAAGGAAAGGUGCAGACAAUGACGAUAUGACUGAUGGCAGCUGCUACGACAUUCUUGCCGAAGAGGGCGAUGAUGCUGUGGUUGAUAGUGCUGCUUUGUCGGACCCCGAAUUAGAUGGACUUGUUGCGACAUUCUUAGCACCUCAUGAUGCAUCUGCCAAAAGGGCAGAAACAUCAUCUGCCGCUCUUCGUGACGACGAUGAUAGUGCCAUCCAAUUUUAUGACCCCAACCACUUUUCUAAGAAGAACGACACUGCUGACGACCACAACGACGAGAUGGAGGAAACGACCGCGAUAGUAGGUGGAAAGCCUCUGACGGAGGAGCAAGAACGGUUGCUUCAGAAAAGAAUGGCAAAGAAGAAGGCCUUCAACGAGUUAUACGACAUGGGUGGAAAGAAUAAUACGUACUCGCACUACCACGAGAUGACACGCGAAGUCGAAGCAAAGAAGGAGCGACUGGACACGGCGUUGCAGGAAGUGGGGCAUGAUAUCACGAAUAAAAUAAAACUUGUUGGCCACUUUAGCGGGCUGUAUGUACGCUUUGUGCUGGAAAAUGUCCCUGUUGAGUUUGUGCAGCUUUUUGACCCCUCAGUCCCCAUUAUUGCCGGGGGUGUAAAUGCUGGAGAGGACCAGUUUCAAGUUGUACACGCAAAGUUAAAGCGCCACCGCUGGUUUCCAAAGAUACUCAAAGCACAGGAUCCGCUUUUGCUCUCUAUGGGGUGGCGUCGCUUUCAGACACAACCUAUACUGGCCACUGAGGAUCCUAACGGCCGCAUGCGGUACCUCAAGUACACUCCAAUGCACAUGCACUGUGCCGCUGCAUUUUAUGCCCCAGUGGCACCUGCGAACACUGGCUUCGUUGCAAUCCCCGUGCGUGAGCAGCGCUCGCCGAACUUCCGCAUUUCUUGCACAGGCUACACUGUUGGGAAUGACCUCGCCUCGAACAUUGUAAAGAAGUUAAAGUUGAUCGGCACACCACAAAAGAUCAUGAAAACCACUGCAUUUAUCAAGGGUAUGUUCAACAGCGACUUGGAGGCUGCGAAAUACGUUGGGGCAAAGCUGAAAACUGUCGCCGGCAUACGUGGUAUUGUCAAGACAGUUUUGAAGGGAAAGAAUGGCCUCAUCCGUGCAACCUUUGAGGACAAAAUCUUCCCCUCCGAUAUCGUCUUCUGCCGAGCAUGGAAAAUGGUUGAGCCGCCUAAAUAUUGCUCAAUCCAGCGCAACCUCGUGGACGCGGAAUGGGUGGGGAUGCGACCCAUGCGGGAGUUGCGUUGGGCGCACGGUGUGCCGUUGGAAUCCAAGAGCGACUCCGAAUAUCGUGAAAUUAGGCGUCGUAACCGGGCGACUGUAGAUGACGAUGAUGGAAAGGGCAAGACCCCUGAUGUGCUCCUCUCGCGCAACCAAAGGCUGAAGUUACCUUUCAGUUUGAAGGAAGAAUAUAUACCCCUGAAACGCAGCACCGCACUUCAGGAGCAAAUUGCUGGUGCAACAACAGUUGCACCAGAGCCACGGGAUAUGCGCCGAACAGCGCUGCUAGACAUAUUAAACGAAAAAACAGAAGCGAUGUGGAGGAAAAAAGUUGAGGCGAAGAAGCGAGUCCGUGAACGUCACUUGCGUGAGUCAAAGGCUGAGGAGGAAGAAUACCAACGGCGACUCAAGAAGGCAAAGAAGGAAACGGCACGCCUUCGUGAGUUUCGGUCACAGCACAAGUCACGGAAGUAA
Messenger RNA from Trypanosoma brucei brucei TREU927, 3651 nucleotides. RefSeq lists its product as hypothetical. Gene Ontology annotation, molecular function: GTP binding; U3 snoRNA binding; GTPase activity. Gene Ontology annotation, cellular component: nucleus; 90S preribosome. Gene Ontology annotation, biological process: ribosome biogenesis; maturation of SSU-rRNA from tricistronic rRNA transcript (SSU-rRNA, 5.8S rRNA, LSU-rRNA); endonucleolytic cleavage of tricistronic rRNA transcript (SSU-rRNA, 5.8S rRNA, LSU-rRNA). The record is from RefSeq and is a predicted model, not a curated record. The coding region runs from base 1 to 3651 and encodes 1216 amino acids. The transcript has a single exon. Lineage: Eukaryota; Euglenozoa; Kinetoplastea; Trypanosomatida; Trypanosomatidae.